This is a messenger RNA of Aspergillus melleus, 1719 nucleotides long. RefSeq names its product putative MFS transporter. The transcript has 11 exons. The coding region runs from base 1 to 1719 and encodes 572 amino acids. Gene Ontology annotation, biological process: transmembrane transport. Gene Ontology annotation, molecular function: transmembrane transporter activity. Gene Ontology annotation, cellular component: membrane. The record is from RefSeq and is a predicted model, not a curated record. Lineage: Eukaryota; Fungi; Ascomycota; Eurotiomycetes; Eurotiales; Aspergillaceae.
AUGUCUCUUGCAAUAGCCCGUACGGCGGAAGAGGGCCCCAACUCGCCGGAGUUAGAUAUCGAAAAGAAAGCAAAUGUUCGCGUGAGCAAGCAUUCUGCAUCCGCCGCGGAUGGCCUCGGCGAUCCAGGUCAUGCUCGACAAUUUUUCUUCCAGCGAUCGAAGAACUACGAUCCCGGUGCCAUUGCGACGCAGCCGUCGGUAUACGAUGACCCGGACCUUGCAGAAGCAUACCAACCGUUGGAAAAUUGGGAAAACAUUCAUCGGUUUGAUACCUCCGCGAGGUGGACAUGGGGAGAAGAAAAUAAAGCUGUCGGAAAGCUUGAUAGGCGUAUUAUGAUCCUGGCGUGUAUCAUGAUUAUGGCAUUGGAGCUCGAUCGGUCCAACGUUCAACAAGCCAAUGCGGACAGUCUCUUGGAAGAUUUGAAUAUAACGCGAGACGAUUACAACCUCGGAAAUACGAUCUUCAGGUUAUUCUACCUGUGCAGCGAGUUACCCGGGCAGCUCAUCGGAAAGUCCAUCGGCGUCGACCGGUGGAUUCCCCUACAAAUGACGUGCUGGUCUAUCGUGGCCGCCAGUCAGUUCUGGUUACGCAAUCGAAGCUCUUUCUUGGCUUGUCGAGCCCUCAUAGGAAUGUGCUCAGGAGGGUUCACGCCCACGAUGGUUCUCUACAUGUCUUACUUCUACAAGCACCAUGAGCUUUCCGUCCGCCUUGGAUUCUGGUAUGCGGCGUCUUCACUCGCGGAUAUUGUUGCCGGAUUGCUGGCAUACGCCAUAUUGCAUCUCCGUGGCAUUGGCGGAUAUGCGGGCUGGCGUUGGCUGUUCCUGAUCGAGGGUCUGUUUACUUUGGCGCUUGGUCUCAUUGCAUUCCUCCUGUUGCCGCCGUCGGUCACGCAGACUGCGAGUUGGGCGCGAGGAAAGAAAGGCUGGUUCACGGCACGGGAGGAGACUAUCUUAGUGAAUCGUAUUAUUCGCGAAGACCCGUCGAAAUGCACAGCGAAUAGGCGACAUCUGCUCACUCCGAAGCUUGUCUGGCGAAGCUUCAAGGACUUCGAUCUUUGGCCAUUAUACAUCAUCGGCCUUACAUUCUUGACCCCAUGGACAACCGUCUCGCAGUAUUUCACCUUGAUUAUGAGGGAUUAUGGUUUCGGCACGUUCAACACCGUGUUGCUGUCUGUUCCAUAUAAUCUCGUGGGCAUCACAACGCGAAUCUUGCUUACAUAUUCCGCCGAAUAUUUCGGGUCGAUUGCGGUGAUGGCGAUAUUGGCGCAGGUCUGGACGCUUCCGAUGUUAAUAUACAUUAAUGCCGUGGACUUUGGGCAGGUCAACAGAUGGGUCGCAUGGACAGUCUUGACGUUGUUCCUAUCUCAUCCCAGCGCCCAUGCCCUGCAAGCGGGCUGGAACUCUCGCAAUUCGAACAGCGUGCGAUCUCGCGCCAUCUCUGCAGCGCUAUAUAACAUGUGUACGCAGUUGUCUGCUAUCAUUGCGUCCAAUAUCUACCAGGAUGACGAUGCACCAGGUUACUCGAAAGGUAACCGGGUGAUCUUGGCCCUGGUGUGCGGCAACAUCGCCAUCUACGCAGCCACCAAGGCGUACUACAUUUGGCGCAACCGAGGCCGGGACCGGAAAUGGCAGGCGAUGAGCGAGGAGCAGCGGGUGGAGUAUAUCGCAACCACGGCGGACCAGGGCAACAAACGGUUGGAAUUCCGGUUUGCCCACUGA